Messenger RNA from Penicillium canariense, 1443 nucleotides. Its product is annotated as Tim22-complex subunit TIM54. Gene Ontology annotation, cellular component: membrane; cytoplasm; intracellular membrane-bounded organelle. Gene Ontology annotation, biological process: sphingosine biosynthetic process. The coding region runs from base 1 to 1443 and encodes 480 amino acids. The record is from RefSeq and is a predicted model, not a curated record. NCBI's taxonomy places the organism in Eukaryota, Fungi, Ascomycota, Eurotiomycetes, Eurotiales, Aspergillaceae. The transcript is spliced from 3 exons.
AUGGCGGAAUCACCCAGUACUGGCACCGCCGCUGGCACUGGCCAGCCCAAGGCCCCGAAGCCACCCAACCCGGUGUUCAAAAUGAUGGGUCUGCCGAAUCUCCGCUUCAAGCUGCCGUCUCGUAACUGGUUAAUCUUCUUCACCAUUACCGGAUCCUUCGCUGGUGCCAUAAUCUACGACCGCCGGGAGAAGCGCCGCUCCCAACAGAAAUGGUGUGAGCUCGUGGCUCAUAUCGCAAACGAGCCACUGGCUGUGGAGCAAAUGCGCCGCAAAUUGACCGUCUACCUGGCUGCGCCGCCUGGCGAUGGUCUUCGCGUGGCAAGGGAGCAUUUCAAGGAAUAUGUCAAGCCCAUCCUGACCGCCGCGGCGUUGGACUACACGGUGGUUGAAGGGCGACGUGAAGGUGACGUGCGGGCUAGCACGGCGGAGAUCAUCCGGAAGUCGAGGCGAAAGGCUGGUGAGCAGUCUUCCGUCGUCGAAGAGCCUAGUGUUGAGUCAGCUGUUUUGGAGAUGCGACAGCGCAUCGGUAUUCAAGACGAGCCCGGUCCCAAGGGUGACCUGGUGAUCGGCCGGCAUACCUGGAAGGAGUACGUUCGAGGCUUGCAUGAGGGCUGGCUUGGACCAUUGGAUCCUCCAUCUCCGCCCCCUGCGGAUGUCCUACCUGUGGAGGAGACAAUGAAGGAUACCGCAGACGGCGACCAGCCCCAACCCCAGCCCUCCGGCGCGGACGGCAGUCAGGUUAGCUCUGAGCAGACGACGGGCAGCGAGAAGGAGGAGAAGGAGGAGAAGAAGGAUGAGAAGAAGGAGGAGCAGCCUUCGAAGCCAGCCGCCUCCCUCUCCUCUCUGCCUCAGUCCUUCGACAACUCCGUGCCUAUCGAAUUCCCUCACAUUCUCGGCUUCCUGAACACCCCGAUCCGCCUCUACCGCUAUCUCAAUCAACGGCACCUUGCCGAGAACAUCGGCCGCGAAGUCGCAGGACUUGUCCUUGCCGCCAACUCCAGACCGUACCACGACGAGUCCUUCAGCUCCGAUUCCGAAUUGAGCGGCGCAAGCGUCGACUCAACGCCGUCGCCUGACAGCUCCUUCGCCGACCUUGCACGCGGUAACUUUGAGCAGCAAACUGCUCUCGAAGUCGAAGAGAAGUCGUGGCACAAGUCUGUGCGUACGCGCGACGAGGAAGAUAACAAGGAACGCGAGUGGUUGGACGACACCGUGCUUGAUCCCCGCAUUGCCUCGCGUAUGCAGCGUGCUAUCCUCUCUCCAGAAGACGAGGCCCGCGUCCAGCGUAUUGCUUCGCAAGAGGAGUAUAUCCUCGGCCAAGAGCGGCCGCAUCCCGUUGCUUUCUGGAAGCGCAUGUGGAUCCGUCACGGAUACGGUGAGGACGAGGAGACUCUGAAGAAGAAGCCUAUCCUUGGCAAUAUAGAUGGCGAGGAUGGUGCGUAA